UCAGUCAAAUAUGAGAUCAUAUGUUACGCGCCAAGCGGUGAAUAAAAAUCAACGGAUAUAUUUACAAAGCGGUGCAGAUUAAAUGUUUGCUAGUAUAGCCUCAGCAGAGCUUACUUCGAGCUGACCCGGUUCCUCUUUCUUGACGUACCUGAUUUUGAGGUCGUCGAUGAUGAGGGCGUACCUAGAGGUUCUAAGACCCAUUCCUUUGUCAGUCAAGUCGGCUUCCAGUCCAAGUUGUUUGGAGAACUCCGCAUAGGUGUCGCUGAUGAAAAUGAUCGAACCGUCGCUGUUGUGUGAUUUACCCCAGGCGGAAAGAACAAAUGGGUCAUUAGCGCUGAGGAAAGCGAUAACGUCUACGCCUUUAUCGUGGAUUUCCUGUGCCUUCUCAAUGAAAGGUGGGUGCUUCAUAUGGCAAGAAGGCGUGAAUGCACCUGGUACACUGAUAAUGACAACUUUCUUGUUCUUCCACUCAGAGUGUGCGUUCAGAGUGACAGGCACGCCACAGACGUCGAUAGACUCCUCUGUGUAGGGGAUAUACUUGAAUUUAGCAUCUGGGAUAACGUCACCGAUGUUUGCUACCAUUUCGUCCUCGUUGUCGUUCUUCAAGAGCAGCGACGAGGAUGUCAUCUAUAAGGAGGCCGGUAAAGCCUAAAAUAAAACCGCCAAAAAAGAUUGACGGUGGCAGAUCAAAGGAGGAGAAUUGGGCGAGACUAGCCUCAGCUAUUAGAGAAAUACAGAACCACAAUGCAUCCAAACUCUCGUUUGAAGAGACUUACCGCAGCGCAUACACCCUCGUACUCAACAAGCACGGUCAGAGGCUAUAUGAUGGCCUAUCUGAGCUCACAGAGCAAUACCUUCGUGCACUCACAAAACGAUACAUCAUACCAAUAUCAACGAACCAAAUGAUACUGACCCACAAGUCAAAUUCCCUAGAUCAGCUAUCUAUCUUGAAUGCAGGCGAGGUUUUCCUCAAAGCUCUUAUUCAGCUUUGGGACGACCACACAGCAUCGAUGACUAAACUUCGCGAUGUCUUGAAGUACAUGGACAAAGUGUACACGCCCACGAAGAACGUCGCAUCCACUUGGGAACUUGGCUUGAAUUUAUUCAGGGAUGUCGUUCUCAACAAUUCUGAGACAUCAACAGACAUACAAUUUACACUUUUUGCAGUCAUACAUUCACAAAUAUGCUUAGAGAGGGAUGGUCAGGUUAUCGAUAGAUCAGCUCUUAAAUCCUGUUGCGAUAUCCUUUUCGAGUUAUCGGAACUCUCACCCGUGCACUUAAAGAGCAAAACAAAGAGCUACAUCCCACCAUCGCCGUAUGAGAAAUCAAUAUACACAGUGCUCCUAGAGCCACAACUUAGAGCGGAGACAGAGAAAUACUACAGAGAUGAGGCGACAAGCUUCCUAGAAUCGAACGAUAUUCCUUCCUACUUGAAACGCGUAGAAAGCAGACUCGAAGAGGAAAGCAAUCGUUGUUUACAUUACCUCAGUCAUAAUACAUCGCCGAUAUUUAAGCAGAUUUUGGAAAAAGAGCUAAUUAGUAACAAAAUAGACGAAAUACUCUCAAAUUCUGCUACUGGCUUGGUUAAUAUGAUAGAAAAUGAUUCAAUUGACAUCCUUGGGCGAUUGUAUAACUUAUUCCAAUUGAUACCUGAAGAUGGCCCAGUGAAUCUAAGGCGAGCCAUCAAACAUGACGUCAUUAGACGCGGCCAGAGUAUCAAUUCUGACAUUAUGACACUGGUAGAUGAUUCAAAAUCAUCGAAACAGCCUUCAACUUCUAUGUCAGAAAAGAAACCUAGCGGUGGAAGCGAUGCCUCAACACUAAGCUUGGCUUUACAAUGGGUCAGACAAACUCUCACAUUGAAGCUGAAAAUGGAUAAUCUUUGGCAUACAUCUUUCAAAGGUGAUUUAGAUAUACAGACUUCUAUUAAUGAGGGCUUUGAGACUUUCAUUAAUAUGAAUCCUAAAGCAUCUGAGUUUAUCUCUCUCUUCAUUGAUGACAACCUCAAGAAGGGUUUGAAGGGUAAGACUGAAGAUGAAACAGAUCAGAUCUUGGACGAGACUAUAAUCUUAUUUAGAUUUUUGGUUGAUAAGGAUGUCUUUGAAGUGUUCUACAAGAGACAUCUCGCUCGUCGAUUGAUUCAAGGUAGAUCAGUUUCUGAUGAUGCGGAACGUGGUAUGCUUGCUAAGUUGAAGGUUGAAUGUGGUGUACAGUUCACACAGAAGAUGGAGGGUAUGUUUAAUGACAUGCGAACAUCUGCUGAUAAUAUGAAAUCAUUCAAAACCUACAAAAACACCAAGGAGAAGGAAUCAGAAAAUGCAGAUUUGAACGUAAACGUCUUGACGGCAUCGUAUUGGCCAAUUUCAGCUCAAGUCAAUACUUGUACACUUCCAGCUGAGAUGAUGAGAUUGCAGCAGCAGUAUGAGAGAUUCUACCUGCAGCGUCACAGCGGUAGGAGGAUGUUAUGGCAAGUCACACAAGGUAGUGUCGAUCUAAAGGUAGAAUUCCAAAACAGAAAAUAUGAAAUCAAUGUCUCGACGCUUGCUGCGAUUAUAUUAUUACUUUUCGAGAAUGUGGAUGACGAAGAAUGGGUCAGCUACCAGGACAUAAUGAAUGCGACGAACAUAGCCGAGGGUGAACUUAAGAGGAAUCUUCAAACGCUUGCUUGUGGGAAAUACAAACUCUUAGAGAAAGAUCCAAAAAGUAAAGACGUUAAAGUAACUGACAAGUUUAGAAUAAACAACAACUUUAGCUCCCCGUUGGCGAAGAUAAAGAUAGCAACAAUCGCAAACAGAGUAGAGACGACAGAAGAGCGUAAACAGACCGAUGAAAAGGUGGAAGAAGAGCGCAAGCAUCAAACUGACGCUUGUAUUGUAAGAAUAAUGAAAUCAAGGAAACAAGCAUCACAUAAUGAGGUCAUAAUUGAAGCUACGAAGAUACUAGGAUCGAGAUUCGCACCAACACCACAAGCUAUCAAAAAGCGAAUAGAAGCAUUGAUAGAGAGGGAAUACAUUGAAAGAACUGAAAAUCGCAUGAUAUACCGCUACGUCGCUUGAACCACAUAUGUCAUCAUGGAGGAUUGGCUGAAACGACGUAAAGAGCUCAAGAAUAUAAAAUUUGAUGAUAAUAAUGUAAAAUUUAAUCAAUUGCACAUAAAUCAAAAAGAUUUCAUAAAGCUCAAACUGAUAUCGAAGGGACAGUUCGGCAGUAUCGAGUUAGUGAAGUGCAAGCUAAAUGGAUCAUUUUACGCGUUGAAGGUUAUGAAUAAGGGCUUCAGUAAACGUAAUAUCGGCUUCAGCAAUCCGACGAAUGAGAAAGCUGUACAUCUAUUAGCAGCAACGAGAAAUACUAGUAAUUGCCUACCACUCGUAUCAGCUUUCCAAUCACCUGAUGAUUUAUUCAUCCAACUUCCGCUAGCGAUAAACGGGAAUUUACUCGAAUUAUUAGAACAAAAUACGCGUUUUGAAACUAAAACUAUAAAGCUCUACUCGUCACAGCUCUUAAAUGCUCUUACUUGGUUACAUGACGAUAUUGGCUGGUUACAUAGGGAUAUCAAACCACAAAAUAUCCUAUUAUCAUCAAAUGAUCACAUACUCCUCACAGACUUUGGCGCUGCUGUGCCGCUUCUUAACAAUACUCGUAAAGCUAAGAAAUCUGACAGCUUAGGUUUGGUCGGUACAACAGAUUAUGUCUCACCCGAGAUACUGCUGGCUGCAGAAGAAUACUUGAUUGCUGAGCAGACGGGAUCAUCUAUUCAUUAUGAUGAGAAGUCGCCUGGAUUAUAUGGUCCUGAGACAGAUUGGUGGAGUUUUGGUGUUGUCCUGUUCGAGCUCGCGUACGGAGUUACGCCAUUCUUCGCAGAAACUGUUGGAGAGACAUACAACAAGAUCAGGCAACGCAGUUACACACUCGGGCAAGAUACGAAUGGGGAACUACGCCAUUUACUUGAUUGCCUCUUUAAACCCCAAACUGAGCGCUUAGGUUAUUAUGGGACAAAGGAGGUACGCAAUCAUGCCUUCUUCAGACACACAGAUUGGGAAAGCAUGUCGAAGCGUAAAAUCCAAACUACAUACUUUGACAAAACGCUCGAUGAACUGGUUGAAGAUGACAGUAUUGCCGUAGAACAACCAGCACCUCAAAAGGCGUUCGAUUUCAGUGCAUUAUUCCAAGCAGCCGAUUCAAUAAGUUUGGAAGCCUUCAAUGAAUCUUUCCAACAAUCUAAUAAUUGGAAUGAAUUCAAUUAUAUACCACCAGUACAAGAUUUAUUCCCGUCAUAUCAUACAAGGAAGACACCUGAAACACCAUUCAAAUUGUCGUUCAACAAUACGACAUCGACGCACAAGAAUAGAAACUUAUCAGAAGAGCAAGCGUUUAUAGAGAUGCAGCAAUGUGUUGGACUGUCUGCUAAGAAGAGGUUGGAUUAUAGCUUCAACUUGGAUACCCUCCCUCGAGCAGUCUCUUACAGCAGUGAUUUAUCAUCUGUCGAUGACAACACUCAGAAUGAUGGAGGCGGCUACCGAGAAUCUCCAUUAAAGAGGGUAGAAUCGCGAUCGAGUCUGUCACGUAUGAAUUCUCAGCAAUCGGUACACCAACCAAGUUUGUCACGAAUGAACUCCCAACAAUCUAUCCAUCAUCCUGGUUUGUCACGGAUGAAUUUCCAACAAUCUAUCCAUAAUCCUAGUUUGUCUAGAAUGAAUUCUCAGCAAUAUGUCAAACAACCAGCUAGACCGGCACUGAGGAAGAAUUUCAAGUCUUCACCCAAUAUGAGAUUAGAUAGCGGCCCACGCGAGAAUUCAUUAUCGACCAGAGCAAGUUCAUCUAGGCUCGCGCGACCAUCUAGACUUAACGUUCUCGACGAUUUGCCAGAAAACGAAAAUAACAAUCCAACCACAUCUACACCACAUGCUCCGAAGAAUCUGCACUCUAGGAUGGAUAAUUUGAAAAAACGCCAUGAUGCAUUGCUUAAAGAUCUUAACCAGACUAGUAGGAGGCAUGAAAAACUCCUAGCGAGAUCAUCAUCUAGGCAAAGUUUAAGACAGUAGU
This is a messenger RNA of Wallemia mellicola CBS 633.66, 5043 nucleotides long. Its product is annotated as Cullin-domain-containing protein. Gene Ontology annotation, cellular component: Cul3-RING ubiquitin ligase complex. Gene Ontology annotation, molecular function: ubiquitin protein ligase binding. Gene Ontology annotation, biological process: protein ubiquitination; ubiquitin-dependent protein catabolic process. Lineage: Eukaryota; Fungi; Basidiomycota; Wallemiomycetes; Wallemiales; Wallemiaceae. The coding region runs from base 621 to 3056 and encodes 811 amino acids. The record is from RefSeq and is a predicted model, not a curated record. The transcript is spliced from 11 exons.